Messenger RNA from Alternaria arbusti, 846 nucleotides. RefSeq lists its product as uncharacterized. The coding region runs from base 1 to 846 and encodes 281 amino acids. The record is from RefSeq and is a predicted model, not a curated record. NCBI's taxonomy places the organism in Eukaryota, Fungi, Ascomycota, Dothideomycetes, Pleosporales, Pleosporaceae. The transcript has 3 exons.
AUGGAGGAUAGUCCACUUUCGAUCACCGCCAAUGUCACCGGUAUCCUCACCUUCGCCGUUGCCAUCUUGGCAUCCAUGUAUGUCCGCAUCGUAUCGUUACGCAGUGGAAACCUCGAACUGCAAACUACGCUAGAAUCUGUUCAAGACAAUGUCCACGACUUGAUGAGAAUAAACCGUCAAAAUCCAUCGGACUUCCGGAAAAGCCACCACAUACAGGAAGGCGAUGGACCCAACAUUUGGCGAUUGAAACAGCUGGGUUCGGAUUUGAUCGCGACCGAACUAGUCAUCUACAUUUACUGUAUGCACGCUAAGGCUUUCGACGACAGGGAUCAGAUCGUAGUCAGCGUGCAAAGUGUGUUGUCCACUUUGAGGGAUACUGUCGUUAGCCAUACGGCGUUGAGUUAUGCACAGGCAGAGAUCUCAGGUAUUCCAGUACAGAAGCCUUUUAUGGGUAGCAUAUUCCUGCCCAUAUGCAGGUUUCUCCCCAUCCACUGGAAAUACCCGAGAAAACUCCUAUAUGCGUCGCAAAGGAUAUUGACGGUCGGUUCAUCUCCAACUUUGAUACGCUGGUAUCGUGUGCGAGAGACGGUUUUGGAGAAGGUCUCAAUGGCAAACUCAUCGGCUGAGAAGAGUGAAAGGGUACUACAGCAGCUCUCACAGCAACAAAAUGAAGUCAAGAACAAGUUGGAAGAGCUCACUCGACUGUUGACGACAGCGAACCAGGCGUCAGCACCACCAGCGAGCGUCAGCGACAGUGGUGAUCUAGCAGGUGCGCAGGCAGCGCCGCUGCCUGCCCAACAAGAAGCAGCGCAGUCGUAUCACGGCGCUGAGGGUACUGGCGGCUAA